Messenger RNA from Camarhynchus parvulus, 4972 nucleotides. It is a transcript of the gene BRI3BP, whose product is annotated as BRI3 binding protein. NCBI's taxonomy places the organism in Eukaryota, Metazoa, Chordata, Aves, Passeriformes, Thraupidae. Gene Ontology annotation, cellular component: mitochondrion. The record is from RefSeq and is a predicted model, not a curated record.
AUGGCGGCGGCGCGGCGGGUGCAGCUCCGGGGCCUGCUGCUGCUGCUGCUGCUGCUGCUGCUCGGCGCGGCGGGGCCCGGCGCUCGGGCCGCCCGGAGCCGCGGCGCCGACCGCCAGAACAGCCUGCGCCGCGCCGCCAGCGGCCUCUACCAGGGCGUCAGCGGCCUCUUCGGCGAGGACAACGUGCGGGCCCUGCAGAAGUUUUUCUCAAGGUUGACAGAGAGGUUUGUGAAUGGGGUGGAUGUAUUAAUGGACACAUUCUGGAGAAUAUGGACUGAUUUGUUAGAUGUUCUUGGAAUUGAUGCCUCCAACCUGACUCAUUAUUUCAGCCCAGCAGCCAUUGCCAACAACCCGACCCGUGCCCUCCUGCUGAUCGGUGCCAUUUUACUGGCCUACUGGUUUUUAUCUCUGUUCCUUGGAUUCUUCUUCUAUCUCCUGCACAUGCUGUUUGGCCGCUUCUUCUGGAUCGCCAGGGUGGCCCUGUUCACCCUGUCCUGUGUGUACAUCCUGCAGAAGUAUGAGGGGGACCCGGAGCACGCCGUGCUGCCCCUCUGCUUCGUCGUGGCCGUCUACUUCAUGACGGGCCCCGUUGGGUUUUACUGGAGGAGGAACAGCAACAGCAGCCUGGAGGAGAAGAUGGACCACCUGGACAGCCAGAUCAGACUGCUGAACAUCCGCCUUUCCAGGGUGAUUGAGAACCUGGAUAGGGGCAGUGAGCAAUGAGCCAGCCCCCGCUGACCACUGAACACCAGCUCUGGAAAAGUCCUAAGCACUGUCUCAUCCGAAGUUACAAAGCAACAAAACAUCACAUGGUAAAAAGUGUGCAAAGUUAUAACUUUUCAUCAUGUCUAAGACUAAUUUAUCUAGGUUAAACACUCAGCCGUUAGACUUCUAGGAGAAAGAAAAAACAUUUACAAAAUUCAGCUGUAUAUUCAGAGUUUUAUCCAGUACUAGAAUUUUCUCAGUAGAUAAACGCUUACUUUUACAAGCAUUUAAAAACAUCUUUUGUAAGGUUUUUAUAAAAGCAAAUUGAGUAGUCUUUCAGAUAUUGAAAUUGAGUUAAACAUAUGCAAAUUUGACACUUUAACAGUUAAAAAGAAAAAAAAAAUCUCAAGCUACCAAGCACUUCCAUUGAGAAGUAACUGCUGUGGGUCCAUAUUUAUUCUUCAGAGUUGUGAAUGUUUUUGUGUUUUUGUUGGCUUAUUUCAUUGCCUUGAAGUUGCCUUUCAUAGAGUAUCAGAUGAGGAAUUUUCUGGUAUCCAGGCCAAAAAAUUCACACCAUAGCUUUUAACAGGAGGUGGGGAAUGAGGGAGAAGGAAGAUCUGAAGUCCUUAAAUGCCAGUCCAAUGUGAGGAAGCACACGUGUGGCGUUUUAUCAUUGCAUUUCAUCCCGAGAACUUUAAUUUGUUAGUGUCUGGAAGGAAAUCUGCUUUAAUAAAUUGGCACAGAAGGAAGAUGUAGCGUGACAAAUUGUAAUUCAUAUUUGAUCUGCACAGUGAAGCAUUUUCCAAGCUUAAGUGCAUAGAGUAAAACAUGGUUUUUAAUCUCAGGACCCACGUACCUUCUCAGAAAAGGCAGCAGUUAAAACACGUGCAAAUGUAUUGUUGCUUAAAGCUUUCUCAGGACCAAUCAGCGGCAAUAAAUUAUCUUCAGGAAGAUCUGGAUUUUUUUCUAAAAUUACAAUAGUUUUAUAGGAGCUUUUUGCUUGAAGUCUAUGUCCUCAUUAGGUUUUGGGAAAAGCGAGUCACCUUUAGGAGGAGGGUGUAGGAAACGGUUCUCUUUCAAAGCAGUGGAGCUUUGGAGCAAUUUUUAUUUUGCAGGAUUUCUGUGUUUCUUACUUGGUAGGGCAUCACUGGCUGUGCUGGUUUACUGAAACAAAGGGAACCUCAGGGAAGGAAGCCUGGAAUGUGGUUUCACCUGGAAACAGCAGCAUGCAAGGACACAGAUGUGAGGAGGGAGGGGAAGCACCUGCCCCUAGUGAUGAGCACAGUUCUGAUAGCACCAGGGGUAGGAUGGAGCACAGCUGGAGCAUUCCAUAUUCCAUAGGGUCCAAACGAACAGCUGCAUCAAAAAACGCAACAAAAAUUGGUCUGGGAUGGGGCCUGGCUGCAAAGCAAGGGAACCAGGAGGAGGAGGAGGUUCCCAGGUGUGCCUGCCCGUGCCAGCUCCAGUGGGACAGGCUGAGCACAGCUUGUUCUUCCACUGGGCAAAGCCUCUGGAUGUGAUGCUUAACUGAAUGUAACUGUGGGGCGAAUUUAUUUUUCUCUUUAUGCUGAAGUUUUAAUGUUCUUCUUGAAAUGUGUGUGUUACUUGCCUAAACCUCUUUGGGUCUGUGUGUGGCAUUUCCAUGGGGGUUAUUUUUAAAUCCAUGUUAAUGGCCUUUACUCCUGGUGAUCACUUCGGUUCAACACGGUUGAAGUUCAUAUGCACUUGGCACGGUUGGAAUGCAUUUUAAUUUUUUAUGUCACCUGUAAAUCCCCCUGCACCCCAUUUAUUAACAAGUUUAGAGUUGUUAAAUAACUGGUUAUCGCAACUUAAAAUCAUUCCCGUGAUCAGAUAGGGACUAUGGCAACAAAUAGUCCAUUUUGUCAAGCUGGAAAUGUAAAUGACAGUAAAUUCCUUUUUUCAGCUCAUUUUCCAUAGUAUUACAGAGUCUUCCCUGUAGACUCAGUUCUCCCUACUGUUGUGCACAGAGGACUGGGCUAAAAUGCCAACCUGGAAAUUAGGAAUUGACUAGUAAAGCUUGUCAGGUCUUGAUGUGUUUUGCCAAAUGUGAGACCUGAGGACCAAAGUUUGCAAACCUUGCUCGUGUCAGUGGCUCCAUUGCCUUCUUAGGACAAUGUGCAUGGGUCAGUUUGCAUAGAUUGUAUUUUGUGUAAUCCGUAUUUAACGUUAAAGUUAAAAAUACUGAACAUUUAUAUAUUAAGAGUUGUCUAUGAUAAAGAUUUCUUUGAAAGUAUUAUAUAGAAGUUAAUUUGGAUUAUAGUUUCUCCCUGUCUAAUCAUUUAUCUUACUUUUGUAAAAUCAGCCCUUCUAUAUUAAUACUCUUUAUUUCGAUCACCCUGCUGCUUGAAAAAUGGUAUUUUUAUAUUUACUUGCAUCCCAUGUAUAGCAAAAUGUUAUGUGAAAAGCAGUAUAUAUAAAAUUGGGUAUUUUUAAUCAGUAUUUUUCCCAGCACUCAGUUUUCACGUUAGUCAAAUUCAGAAGUAAUGAUUUUUUUAAAGCACAAUCUAAUCUUCAAUAUAUAUAUAUAUAUACAUAUAUAAAUAUAUACUUUAAAAAUGCUCUGUAUUUUUAAACAUGCACUGUAGUGAAAGCGCUUUUGGGGACAUGAAUGUGGUAUUGUAUUUAAUCUCUUUCAACUUUUGUAGAUACCUUUUACAAGUAUUUUCCAUACUGGGCCAUCUACUUUAUCCAUGAAGGUUUUUGCUGUUUUUUAGAAACCCGUGCCAGUGGCUGCACUGCUUUUGUGUCCCACAGAGCAUCUCAGAGACAGGCAGGGCUCUGUGUCACCUGUGGGCGAACCCUGGCAGGUGACACCUGCAGGGGUGGCACAGGGACAGCCCUCAGCAGUGACACCUGCCCAGGAUGGGCAUGGGACAAGCCUGGUAGCUCCUGCUUUUUGCUGUGACUUCAUGGAGCAGGGGAGAAGCUCUUCCACAGCCAUGCCUAUGGGUGCCCUGCUGGGAGUGGUGACACAGGGACAGCCCCAGCUGGCUGCUCCUGCAGGACAGGGCCUGGACCUGCUCCUGGACCUUCUCGCGGCCACUGGAGAGCCCAUCCCCGUGUGAGCAGCGGGCACAAGCGCCCAGGAUGGGCUCUGGUUGUGGGGAUCAGGAACUCCCCAGGGUUCCAGGGGUUUCACCUGCCUGCUCUGGGACCCAGCCUUUGCAAUCCUGUGGUGCUUUUCCCAUUCCUGAAGAUUUCACCUGCCUGCUUUAAGACUCAGCCCUUGCAAUCCUGCAAGGUUCUUUCCAUUCCUGAAGGUUUUUACCUGCCUGCUCUGGGACCCAGGCUUUGCAAUGCUGCAGUGUUUUUCCAUUCCUGAAGGUUUCACCUGCCUGCUCUGGGACCCAUCCUUUGCAAUCCUGCAGUUCUCUUCCCUCUCUGGAGGGUUUUCACCUGCCUGCUUUAGGACCCAGCCUUUGCAAUCCUGCAGUGCUCUCCCCGCUCGGCCAGGCGGCUCCUCUGGACGCACACAGCUGUAGAUACCCGAUGUGUCCUGUGGAAUGUGACGCUUCCCCAGUGGUUUUUGGGUGUCAGAGUGCAGUGUACAAACCUGGUGUGGCUCAGUGCUGUGCUUCUAGCGCGUCCUUCGCCUCGUGGUUUGCUUCUCAAGGCUCGUUGCAUCGUCGGUGUGGAAAUAGACCAGUAUCAACCUUAGCUCUUCGGUGGUGUAGAAGUGUUUAAGUGUGGUUUGCCUCACAUACUGAUCCGUAUUUGGCAGCUAAUGGCGUUAAGUGACCAUGAGUUCUCUUUGUCUGGGUUGGAAAAUAAAAGGUUUUAUUGUAUCCGCAUGUAUUUUAAACUUUUUGGAUAAUUCCAUCGACCUGUGAUGACAGCACAUGUAAAAACCGAUCUUUUCCUUUUAUUCAGAAGUUCUAUUUGCUGUGGUAGCACUUGUUGUUGGCACUGAUGGUAGUGAUUUCACAUCCUGUUUUGUACAUCAGCUUUCAUGAUUACAGUGUUUCAGUUUGUACAAUUGUUUAUGUAAAAACGAUUUGGUCUGAAGAGAUGCCGUGUGUUCACUUCUGAUCCUAGACACAUACGAGAUCCUACUGGUAAUACUGUUAAGUAGUUACAACUGUACCAGACUUAUUUUUUACAGAGCUUUACAUGCCUUUAUUUAUUCCUUUAUCAGACCAUCCAAACCAUGUACUCCGUAGUUCAGUAUUUGUAGACCAGUUUCACAAAUCAACUUAAGGUAUUGUGGCAAAGCUUCGAAUAAAUGUUUACUGAGACUUUGCACUGA